This is a messenger RNA of Peromyscus californicus insignis, 597 nucleotides long. It is a transcript of the gene Gemin2, whose product is annotated as gem nuclear organelle associated protein 2. NCBI's taxonomy places the organism in Eukaryota, Metazoa, Chordata, Mammalia, Rodentia, Cricetidae. The record is from RefSeq and is a predicted model, not a curated record.
AUGUUCCCAGUCACAGCAACCUCCUCAGGCUCCUCAGACAUCAACUCCCCAGUAAGGAUUGGUAGGACUGAAGGCUGUGUGUGGGUACCAGGAGAGGCUACAGUUGAAGAGUUGAUGUCCCAGCUAUUGGUGGAGCACGAAGUGGUUCAGUGUCCAGAUCUUAUGGCAGCCCAAUUUGAGGCGAAGAAAUUGCAAAAGAAGGGAAGAGGGAGUGCUUCUGUUUCAGGAGGCCAGCGCCCUUGAGGUUACUUCCCAAUGCUCCGGUGGCCACCGCAGCAAGUGGCAUACAUGAAACUGUUCGAUGGAAAUCCCAGGAGCUGGCUACUAACAACGACAAUGACCAAGUCUGAAGAUAGGGAUGGCUAGGAAGAAUUUUCUCUGCGGAAAACGUUGUGUGCAGAAGGAGCUGCUGGACUACCUCAAGAUAAAAGCCUAGCAGCUGAUUCUGUGCUGAUGGGCUUUCCUCUCCUGCUCGGUCUUGCAAAUAGAAUAAGUCAGGCAGCAGUUACUAGUGUUUUGGAUAAUAACUGGGUUAUAGAAAGAGAUUUUGCUCCAGGAUUGGAAAAAUGACUUUACGCUUUGUUGACUUCUCUUUAA